Messenger RNA from Sorghum bicolor (sorghum), 2899 nucleotides. Its product is annotated as pyrophosphate-energized vacuolar membrane proton pump 1. Lineage: Eukaryota; Viridiplantae; Streptophyta; Magnoliopsida; Poales; Poaceae. Gene Ontology annotation, molecular function: inorganic diphosphate phosphatase activity; diphosphate hydrolysis-driven proton transmembrane transporter activity. Gene Ontology annotation, biological process: proton transmembrane transport. Gene Ontology annotation, cellular component: membrane. The record is from RefSeq and is a predicted model, not a curated record. The transcript has 3 exons. The coding region runs from base 110 to 2428 and encodes 772 amino acids.
UUCACAACAUCUUCUUCCCCACAAGAACUCAUUCCAUCGGAGCUCAACUCAAAGAGAGCAAAAAAAAGCUUUGGUGAGCUUGAGGGCGUAAGUGUGCACGCGCGCAGCCAUGGCUGUCCUCGGCACCGCGGCGGUUGAGGCGCUCAUCCCGGUGGCGGCGUUGAUUGGCAUCGCUUUCGCGAUGCUGCAGUGGUACGUGGUGGCCAGAGUCCCCGUGCCUUCGCACGCCGGUGAGGACGACGGCGACGGUGGCGGAGGCGGCAGUAAGCAGCACGGCCACGGCGUGCGGGGCACGGAGGAGGACGAGGAGGAGGACGGCAUGGACUACCUGCUCGUGGAGGCCCGGUGCGCCGAGAUCCAGCGCGCCAUCUCCAUCGGCGCCACGUCGUUCCUGCUCACCGAGUACAAGUACCUGGCCGCGUUCACGGCGGCGUUCGCGGCGGUGAUCUUCGUGUUCCUGGGGUCGGCGGGGCGGUUCAGCGCGCGGCCGUCGCCGUGCGCGUACGACGCGUCGAGGGAGUGCCGUCCGGCGCUGGCGAACGCGGCGUUCAGCGCGGUGGCGUUCCUGCUGGGCGCCGCCACGUCCGUGCUGUCGGGCUACCUGGGCAUGCGCGUGGCGACGUUCGCCAACGCGCGCACGGCGCUGGAGGCCCGCCACGGCGUGGGGCGCGCCUUCGCCGCCGCGUUCCGCUCCGGCGCCGCCAUGGGCUUCCUCCUCGCCUCCAGCGCGCUCCUCGUGCUCUACGCCGCCGUCAACCUCUUCGGCCUCUACUACGGCGACGACUGGGGCGGCCUCUACGAGUCCAUCACGGGGUACGGCCUCGGCGGCUCCUCCGUCGCCCUGUUCGGCCGCGUCGGCGGCGGCAUCUACACCAAGGCCGCUGACGUCGGCGCCGACCUCGUCGGCAAGGUCGAGCGCAACAUCCCCGAGGACGACCCUCGCAACCCCGCGGUGAUCGCCGACAACGUGGGGGACAACGUCGGCGACAUCGCCGGGAUGGGGUCGGACCUGUUCGGGUCGUACGCGGAGUCGUCGUGCGCGGCGCUCUUCGUGGCCUCCAUCUCCUCCUUCGGGGCGGAGCACAACCUGACGGCGAUGAUGUACCCGCUGCUCAUCAGCGCCAUGGGCCUGCUCGUGUGCGCGAUCACCACGGUCGUCGCCACCGACGUCGCCGAGGUGAGAGAGUCCGACGAGGUCGGGCCGGCGCUCAAGCGCCAGAUCCUCAUCUCCACCGUGCUCAUGACCGCCGGCAUCGCCGCCGUCACCUUCCUCGCCCUGCCGCCCAGCUUCACCCUCUUCGACUUCGGCAACGACAAGCACGUCAAGAACUGGCACCUGUUCAUCUGCGUGUCGGCCGGUCUCUGGGCCGGGCUGGUGAUCGGCUACGUCACCGAGUACUUCACCAGCAACGCCUACGGCCCCGUGCAGGCGGUGGCGCGGUCGUGCAGGACGGGCGCGGCGACGAACGUCAUCUUCGGCCUGGCGGUCGGGUACAAGUCGGUGAUCGUGCCCAUCCUGGCCAUCGCGGCGGCGAUCUACGCCGGCUUCCGGCUGGCGGCCAUGUACGGCAUCGCGCUGGCGGCGCUGGGGAUGCUGAGCACCAUCGCCACGGGUCUGGCCAUCGACGCCUACGGUCCCAUCAGCGACAACGCCGGCGGGAUCGCGGAGAUGGCCGGGAUGCCGCGCCGUGUCCGGGAGCGCACCGACGCGCUGGACGCCGCGGGGAACACCACGGCCGCCAUCGGCAAAGGGUUCGCCAUCGGGUCCGCCGCGCUGGUGUCGCUGGCGCUGUUCGGCGCGUACGUGAGCAGGGCCGGGAUCACGGCGGUGGACGUGCUGAGCGCGCGCGUGUUCGUGGGGCUCCUCGUCGGCGCCAUGCUCCCGUACUGGUUCUCGGCCAUGACGAUGCGGAGCGUGGGGAGCGCCGCGCUGCGGAUGGUGGAGGAGGUGCGCAGGCAGUUCGAGGUGAUCCCGGGGCUCGCCGAGGGCCUCGCCGUGCCGGACUACGCCACCUGCGUCAGGAUCUCCACCGACGCCUCGCUCAAGAAGAUGAUGGCGCCCGGCGCGCUCGUCAUGCUCAGCCCGCUCGUCGCCGGCACGCUGUUCGGGGUCGAGACGCUCGCGGGGCUCCUCGCCGGCGCGCUCGUCUCCGGCGUCCAGGUCGCCAUCUCUGCCUCCAACAGCGGCGGUGCAUGGGACAACGCCAAGAAGUACAUCGAGGCCGGCAUGUCGGAGGAGGCGAGGUCGCUGGGGCCGAAGGGAUCGGAGGCGCACAAGGCGGCGGUGAUCGGAGACACCAUCGGAGACCCGCUAAAGGACACCUCAGGACCGUCGCUGAACAUCCUCAUCAAGCUCAUGGCCGUGGAGUCGCUCGUCUUCGCGCCCUUCUUCGCCGCGCACGGCGGCAUCAUCUUCGACCACCUCUGAAUCAUCUGAUCAACGCAUGCUCUGCUGCUGCCCGUUCCAUGGCAAAUUAAGGGUCGUCGCGGCGAGCCGCCUCUUGAACUUGCAUUGCGGUGACCAGUCAGUAAGAAAUAAUCUCUCGUCGUGUAUGUAGCUUUGCCGUGCCGGCUCUCUUGAACUUGCAUUGCGGUGAUCAGUCGGUGAGAAUAAUCGUCGUCGUCGUGAGUGUAGCUUGCAACAAUGUAGUAACAAAGUAAUGGUGUCGAUCGGUGCCUAGUUCCAGUGAGGCAGUGAUGCCGCCAGACCACCAGAGUUGGAGGCUUAUUCAUGUAUGGCCCUCUUAUCUUACCCUUGAAUUAUGGUCGGUAUGCUGUGAAGCGAACACUGUCGCUAGUAUGCUGAUCUGCUGCCUGCUAGAUAAGUGACAGGACUAACCUGAGACUGGUUCCUAAAGGAAUUCCAGCAUUUUCGCCAUGGAACAUUUCAAUUCCUACA